CGCCGAUAGCUACUGGAGGUCGGCUUUAUCGUGACUCCCCUUUCUCAUACGUUCAGUAAAUUUGAAACAAGGAUGUUUUCAGAGGAGAAUUUGAGAGAAUUUGUCACGGAGAGACUAACGGCUGCUGCUGAAGACAUUUUUGUAGUUUUUAAAAGAGCUGUCGUCGAGUACGAGGAGGAGCUCGAGCGUCAACGUAAACUGCUGGAUAGCGUCUUGAAACCUCAAGUGAACUUAUACAGGAUAGAUGUGCCACAGCAAGUUUUAUGUAAAGAAGAGGAGGUUCUGUCUGACCAUGAGCUCUGUAACCAGGAGAGGAACUCCAGUCCAGACCAAGAGGAGGAAGAGCCUCCACAGAUUAAAGAGGAACCAGAGGAACCCUGCAGCAUUCAGGAGGGAGAGCAGCUUGAACUGAAGGAAGAGACUGACAUGUUCAUGUUGACUCAUGAGGAAAGUGACAACAGUGAACCUGAACUACAGCAUGAGCCCCGGUUCCUCACUCAUAACCCUUAUGUUGGUGAGAAUCACGAUCCCGCAGGAAGCAAUCACAGAGACUCAGAAUCAACUAGAAACUCAGAACCAAUCACUGACGUGUCCGAGAAUCAAUGUGAUCCUCUUCAAGAUCUAAAGUUUUUCAAAUGUGACACUUGUAGUGAAAGUUUUAAGUACAAGACAGAAUUACAGACACAUCAGCGUGUCCACAGUGGCAAAAAAACACAUUCUUGCCCGAUUUGUGGGAAAGUAUUCAGUUGGAAGUCAUCAAUGAGGGUACAUGUCAGAUGCCACACAGGCGAGAGGCCAUAUUCUUGCACAACCUGUGGAAAAGGAUUCUUUCAGAUUUCAAACUUGAAAAAUCACAACAGAAUCCAUACAGGUGAAACUCCUUUUAUUUGUGCAACAUGCGGCAAAUCAUUCAGACAAAAACAGUGCCUGAAGAAUCACAUGGGAACCCACACAGGUGAGAAGCCUUACUCUUGUAGUACCUGUGGGAAAAGCUUCUCUCAUUUAAGAGUUUUAUAUUCUCACAAUAAAAGUCAUACAGACGAAAGGCCGUUUAGUUGUAGAGUUUGUGGGCAAAGAUUCAGAGGCAGUCAUGACUUGAAAGUCCACAUGAGAUCACACACAGGUAAGAGGCCUUACUCAUGCAGCACCUGUGGUAAAAGCUUCCUACGGCAAACUCAUUUGAAUCAACAUAGUAAAACUCAUACUGAUGAAAAGCCGUUUACUUGCAGAACAUGUGGCAAGUCUUUCAGAAAUCGUAAAGACGUCAGAAAACACGAGGAGCGGAUCCACUUAGGUGAGAGGCCGCACUUGUGCAGCACCUGUGGAAAACGAUUCUAUGAGAAAUAUGAUUUGGCAAAACACAUGCAAACACAUACAGGUACAAAGCCAUACUCCUGUGGUAUCUGUGGGGCAUCUUUUGGCAGAAAAAGUCAUCUGGAUAGGCACUCAAGAUUGACAAAAUGUUCUCUAGAAAAAGAGGUGGCAGGUACUUCGAUACCUGACUGUCAGGACAGUUCACUGGAGAUAAGCUGACAUGGACAAGAAGCGUUAAUGUUGCUAGAUCGACAAGAAAGCUCUCUGUUUGUUUAGUGUGCAAAAGGCACCAAAUCACAGACAAUUGUGUACAAAUGUUCAUGCAGUAGGAAUGGUUCUUGAUUUGAAAUAUGUAAGUCACGAAUUGUUAAAAAAAUGAUUGAUUAUACAUGACUAAUCACAUUUCAAAAAUGUCUUUUUUUGUACUGUUUUCCGCAGUACCUUGUUGUAAUGUGGUUCUUCUGCCUGAGGGUGGCUGUAGCACAUCUCAGUACUGUUUUUUCAUGAAACUGUUUGUUGUG
This is a messenger RNA of Cheilinus undulatus (humphead wrasse), 1835 nucleotides long. RefSeq names its product gastrula zinc finger protein XlCGF57.1-like. Bases 73 to 1533 code for a protein of 486 amino acids. The transcript has 2 exons. Gene Ontology annotation, cellular component: nucleus. Lineage: Eukaryota; Metazoa; Chordata; Actinopteri; Labriformes; Labridae. Gene Ontology annotation, biological process: regulation of transcription by RNA polymerase II. The record is from RefSeq and is a predicted model, not a curated record. Gene Ontology annotation, molecular function: RNA polymerase II cis-regulatory region sequence-specific DNA binding; DNA-binding transcription activator activity, RNA polymerase II-specific.